Messenger RNA from Eruca vesicaria subsp. sativa (arugula), 1572 nucleotides. The record is from the annotation of a GenBank genome assembly. NCBI's taxonomy places the organism in Eukaryota, Viridiplantae, Streptophyta, Magnoliopsida, Brassicales, Brassicaceae.
AUGGCGAGAACCAUCAAUUUGUCUCUCUUCUUAUUAUUCAUUUCUUGGAUUCCAUACCUAACCACAAGCUUUCCGCUCUCCACAAAAUCCAGAUGGAUCGUGGACGAGAAAGGCCAAAGAGUGAAGCUAGCCUGCGUGAACUGGCCGGCUCAUCUCCAGCCCGUGGUGGCUGAAGGACUAAGUAAACAACCAUUAGACUCCAUCUCCAAGAAGAUUGUCUCAAUGGGAUUUAACUGCGUUAGGCUCACUUGGCCUCUUGAUUUGAUGACUAAUGACACUUUGGCUCUUAAAAUCACUGUGAAACAGUCUUUUGAAAGCUUGAACUUGUUUGAUGACGUUCUUGGGAUUCAAACUCACAAUCCCAAAAUCCUUAAUCUUCCCAUAUUCAAUGCAUACCAGGAAGUGGUAUCGAACCUAGGACAAAACGGACUGAUGGUAAUACUAGACAACCACUUGACGUAUCCAGGCUGGUGUUGCAGUGACAACGACCUCGACGCUUUCUUCGGCUACCCUAACUUUGAUCCCGCCGUUUGGGCCAAAGGCUUGAGCAAGAUGGCUACUCUUUUCCGUAAUGUCACUAAUGUCAUUGGCAUGAGCCUUAGGAACGAGCCACGUGGUAAAAGGGAUUACCCUGACCUCUGGUUCAGGUUCAUGCCAAAAGGAGCAGAGGCAGUGCACGCCGCAAACCCUAAAGUACUAGUCAUCCUCUCCGGCAUAGACUUCGACACAAACCUCUCCUUCCUCCGUGACCGCUUCUUCAACGUCAGCUUCACCGAUAAACUCGUAUUUGAGCAACAUUGGUACAGCUUCUCCCACGAAGGUAACACGUGGGUAAAACACAACUCCAACGAUAAUUGCGCCCAAAUCAGCGGGAGAGUGACACAUAGCGGAGGAUUCUUGCUCGACAGAGGCUUUCCUUUGAUCUUGAGUGAGUUUGGGACUGACGAGAGAGGCGUUGACGUCAACGGAAACCGGUAUAUGAAUUGUUUGGUGGCUUGGGCAGCGGAGAAGGAUUUGGACUGGGCGGUUUGGGCCUUAACCGGUGAUUAUUAUUUGAGAACCGGUACAAAACAUAUGGGUGAGACUUAUGGCCUUUUGGAUGCUUCUUGGAAAAACGUCAGAAACUCUACAUACUUGCAGAAACUCUCUGGAAUUCAACAGCCAUUAAGAGGACCCGGUUUACAAGACAAAAAGCUUAUCUUACACCCACAUACUGGUCUCUGCGUCACCAAUAGCCACUCAGGCAAUGUACCCACACUUCGACUAGAACUAUGCACUAAAUCCGAGCCAUCGACUUUUAAUCCCAAAGAAGGCAUUGUUUGGAUCAAUAAAAUGUGUGUGGAAGCUCCAGAUGUAGCUGGACAAAAGGUGAAGCUUGGAGUUGGCACUAAGUGCUCUAAGUUGGGACAAAUCUCAGCUACUAAGAUGCAUAUGUCGUUUAAGACAAGUAAUGGCUUGUUGCUAUGUCUUGAUGUGGAUGAACGUGACAACAGCAUUGUCGCUAACCCUUGCAAGUGUUUGACCAAGGAUGCUUCGUGUGAUCCAGCAAGUCAGUGGUUCAAAGUUCUUUAA